GUUGCCGGCUCCGCCAUGCCCCGGAUGCGUUCGCUGUUCGAGCCUCCAGGCCUCGGUGUUGGUCCGGGACUGCGGCUGGUCACCUACACCGCGGCCCUGCCUGGCUCUGGCCUGCCAGAGGAUGAUGUGGUCAGUGAAGUACGGGCACCGCUCGAGAUCUCUGACAGGAUGUACUGUUCUGCCUGUCAGUGCACCUUCGAGAACCGAGAGGAUCAGAAGGAGCACUACAAACUGGACUGGCACAGGUUUAACCUGAGACAAAGGCUGCUUGGGGCUCAACCAGUCACCACAGAGAGUUUUGAGAAAAUAGCAGGUGAGAUCUCCAGUAUUUCAGGCUCGGACUCUGAGGACUCUGGCUCGGACUCUGAUGCUGAGUUGGAGCACCCCAUCCAAAGUGCCCUUGGUCCCACAGAUGAGGUUCCUCCUGCAGAGGAGAGCAGACAAGGUCGGCAGAGCCUUCGCGUUCUCUUCCAGACUGCGGAUGGCGAGUAUCUUUCUGUAUAUCGCUGUGUCCUGCAGGGUAAGCAGGCCCUCAGGGAGAAUGAGAAUGAGGAUAGUCUCUUGUCAUCACUGCUCAGCCUCAACCCUCAAACUGUCUGGGUCAUUCUGAUGACAGGCGGUGGACAUUUUGCUGGAGCUGUAUUUCGAGGGAAUGAAGCUGUUCUCCACAAGACGUUUCACCGAUACACUGUGAGGGCAAAGCGUGGAGUCACUCAGGGUGCAAAGGAUGCGCAGAAUAGAACCCGGGCACCAAAGUCUGCUGGGGCCUCACUCAGGCGUUACAAUGAAGCCGCUCUCGUCAAGGAUGUUGAGGAUUUGUUGCUGAGUUGGUCUGAAUUUCUGCAAGCAGCCAGUGCCAUCUUCCUCCGGGCUCCCAACUACAGCAAGAGUAUCUUCUUCAGCGGUAAAGAACCUGUCCUCCACCGGAGUGACAGCCGGUUACGAAGCAUUCCCUUCCACACCAGGAGAGCCACAUUCAGUGAAGUGAAGCGGGUGCAUGCAGUCCUUUCCAAUGUGGAAAUCUACGCAAGCAAUUCAGAUGUCACUGCAAUCCACAGCCCACAGAAAAGAGUUUGGAAGGAGAAGCUGAAAGUGGCGAGAGAGGCAUCAGGUUCUGACACAGAGGAAUGUGAUGGAGAGGUUUUCAGUCUCGCUGAAGCACCGACUUCCUUAGAAAUAUUGGAAGAAACACUGGGAACGUUGGAGCUCAAGGAAUUCGACAUGUCCCCGAAAAAGAGAAAGAAGAGGAGGAAGAAAAAGAACAAAGUUAAUGAGAAGAUGGUCCGGAGCCAAGCUCCUGACGUGCUUCUUGAAGAGGGAGAUGAUGAGAUGACACAAAAUGAAGUGACAGAUGCUGUUGAUUCUAGAGCUGGUCCGUUCUCCACCGAAGAAAAGCAGACCAAGAUGCAGCUGCAAAAUGCUCGAGUAAUUACUGCUGGGCUUUCUGAGCAAGAGAUUGAAUAUUAUCAAUUGAAGAACGAUUUGUAUACAGCAUGUAAGACUGGAAACAUAGAGCACCUGCAGGGGUUACUCCGCAAUGUGUUUUUGCUUCACAAUACUGAACAUGGCCACUCUGACCAGAUCAAGUCUUCCAGUGAGACUGAGAGUGCAGUAGGAACUGAUGAGCAGCGACAAUCACAGAGACCCAGGCAAACAGGUCACAGUGAAGAUAAUGAGGUGGGAUUAGAGUGUCGCCUGGCGAACAGGCUUAACCCUGGAUCUCCCAUAAAGCAGGGAUUGUGUCCUUCUGUGGGGGCGAUGUCGAUAUUAUGCGAGGUGCUGGAUGAAUCAGGAUUCACCCUUCUACAUGUGGCAGCAGCAUCUGGUCAGGCUGCUGUUGUGCGUUUGCUGAUGGAUGCAGGCUGUGAUCCUGCCACAAGGGAUAAACAUGCUCGUCCAGCUUAUGCUGUUUCUGCAAACAAGGAGACAAGGAAUGAGUUUCGUCGUUACGUAGCAGCCCACCCAGGGAGAUAUGACUACAAAAAAGCACAGAUUUCUGGACCACUAACCUCUGAAAUUGAAUUAAAAAAAGCUGAGAAAAGGCGAGCACAGAAAAUGGCAAAGAAACAAAGAGAGAAAGAACAGAAGGAACAGAAAAAGAGACUGGAAGAAGAGGAAAUCGAGAAGAAAAAAUAUGCAGCUAUGAGUGAGCGAGAAAAGCGUGCGUUGGCUGCUGAGAAACGUUUCGCCCAGCAGUUGGAAAACAGAAUAAAUAAUAUAAGACGCUGCUGGCUUUGUGGAGAAUCUCUGUUGGGCAGAGUUCCCUUUGAGUACCUGGAUUACAGUUUCUGCACCACUCGCUGCCUACAGGAGCACAGGAAGCAGCAGCGAAUGUGAGGGAAAAAUCCUAGGAACUGAUUACUGCACACAGACGCUGUUACCCCUAUGUGAUGAACCAUCGACAUGUAGCUUACAGACCGCCAAACUGCCCUACACAGUAGGAGGCUGCAGUAAGCAUUGACCGAGGGAGUUGUGCUUCCUCCUUUCGGACUCUGUCUGCCACUGCCCGAGUGUGUGGAACUGUCUCCAGUCAGGCUGUCACUGACUACUGAAAGGUGAGGUGUUGCACCAGAGCUGUUCUGCCAAUCCCCUUGCAUAGAAUGGACAAGGCCAUGGCCUGUGUUAACUGAUCAAAUUGGUCCUCUCCACAGUCACUAGUCCCUGAGGAAUCGGCCAGUGCUAAUCUCAGUCACUCAGACUGAGUGGACGUGGGGCAGAUUUCAUCCAGUGCAAUGAUCACUAUCCCCAAUCCAGAGGAUGGUUUAACCCUGUAACAGCAUCUGUAUGUCACAUCUUCAUUUGAGCUACAGUUUCUCAAUGGCAAUACCAGCAGGCACUGAUUAACAGUGAGCGUGGGAAAGGAAGCGUUUAAGAAUGAGGUUUCCUCUCCCUCUAAAAUUGGCCUUCCUGAUUCUUGUCAGGAGUCUGUGUGCUGAAUAUUGGGAUUUUACAUGGACUUUGCAGUGUCUCUACAUUCAUUCAAUAAAAGCUUUGUAAUAUUGUGGGAA
Messenger RNA from Stegostoma tigrinum, 3008 nucleotides. RefSeq names its product ankyrin repeat and zinc finger peptidyl tRNA hydrolase 1 (gene ankzf1). The transcript has 15 exons. NCBI's taxonomy places the organism in Eukaryota, Metazoa, Chordata, Chondrichthyes, Orectolobiformes, Stegostomatidae. The coding region runs from base 16 to 2337 and encodes 773 amino acids. Gene Ontology annotation, molecular function: zinc ion binding; nucleic acid binding; protein binding. The record is from RefSeq and is a predicted model, not a curated record.